Messenger RNA from Adineta steineri, 2028 nucleotides. Lineage: Eukaryota; Metazoa; Rotifera; Eurotatoria; Adinetida; Adinetidae. The record is from the annotation of a GenBank genome assembly.
AUGCUACAAACUUUUUCAAAAUCAAGACCAACAUAUACUAUAUUAGCUAUUCGAUCAAUCUUAUUCGAUCAUGCGAAGACAUUUACAUAUAAAACACGUAUGAAAACAUUUUUUAAUGAUGGAAUUAAUUUAAAAGAACAAUCUGUUGAAAUUAAUUCGACUGAACAUAUUCGUCGAUGUUCACUUCAUAAAGAUGAUGAUAUAUGGAAAUUAUAUAAAACAAUGUGUCCUAAUGUGCGAACCAUUGGUGAUGCUUUACAUGAAGGAUAUAGUAUUUCCAAUGAUGGACCAUGUGUUGGUUUUCUUUCACCAUCAAACGAUAUACAAUGGUUAUCCUAUUCUACAAUAAUCGAACAAAGUCAACGCAUUGGUUCAUAUUUAUGGACACAAACAAAAUUAACACCAAAACAAUCCAAAGUAGUAUUUCUUUCAUCAAAUAGACUUGAAUAUUUAUUAGUUGAACAAGCAUGUUAUAUGUAUGGAUUUAUUGUAGUUAGUUUAUAUACUACUUAUAAUAGUGUAGCUAUUCAAAAUAUUCUUGAAAGAACUCAAGCUGAAGUACUUGUUGUUGAUAAUAUCGAACGUAUUCAAUCAUUAAAAGAUGAUCUAUUGAAAAAUAAUCAAAUAAAAGAAAUACUUGUUAUGGAUAAAAUAAAUAAUGAUGAAAAUAGUAAAAUUCGAUCUAUUUCAUCAAUAUUAGAAACAAUGAAGAAAACAGAUAUAUGUCAACGACCAAAUAUAGAUCCACAUGAUAUUGCAACAUUUAUUCUAACUAGUGGAACUACAGGAGAACCAAAAAUUGCAAUGCUAUCCCAUGAAAAUUUCUUAGCAUCAACCAAAGGUAAUCUUAUUCGUUUAUAUAAAGCUAAUCUAAAAAAACCAGUAACCAAUCGUCAUUGUUCAUUUUUACCGAUGGCUCAUGUCUUCGAAAGAUUUGUUAUCUUACAAAUUCUAUUAAAAGGCACAGAAGUUAUAUUUUGUCCAGCACCUGAAAAACUCAUUGAAUAUUUAUCAAUAGUAAAACCAACUCAAGCGUCGGUUGUUCCACGAAUUCUUAAUAAAGUCUAUGAUACAAUUAUGGCUGAUGUUAAUAAAAGUAAAAUCAAACAAUUUCUUGUUCAACAAGCAUUACGUGAACAACCACCAUUGUUAUCACGUUUAAUUUUUCGUAAAGUUAAAAAUUUAUUUGGUGGAGAAUUAAAAGCAAUGAUCACUGGAUCAGCACCACUUUCAUCGGAUGUUAUGCAUUUUUUUCGUAUCGCACUCGAUAUACCAAUCAUAGAAGGAUAUGGACAAACUGAAACAACUGCUGCUGGUACAACAACACAUCCAAUCGAUAUGUCCUAUGGUACAGUUGGUUCACCUGGACCCAACGUUGAAAUAAAGUUAAUCGAUGUACCUGAUACAAACUAUCGAAGUGAGAAGAAUCAAGGAGAAAUUUGUUUUCGUGGACCAACUAUUUUUAAAGGUUAUUAUAAUGAUGAAGCAAAGACACGAGAAACUAUUGAUAGAGAUGGUUGGUUACAUACAGGUGAUAUAGGAGAAUGGACAAGUAAUGGAGCAUUGCGUAUUAUUGAUCGUACUAAACAUAUAUUUAAAUUAAGUCAAGGAAAAUAUAUUGCACCCGAACGUCUUGAAGAUAUUUAUAUUCGUUCUCAAUGGAUUGCACAAAUAUUUAUUGAUAGUCUUUCAACGGAAUCAACAGUUAUUGGCAUUGUCAUACCUGAUGAAGAAUAUAUACGAAAAAAUUAUCAAUCAGCUACUAGUGAAACAACAUUUGCUGAUUUAUGUAAUGAUUCAAAAUUAAAAGAAAUAAUCUUAUCUGAUUUAGUUCAGUUGGGAAAAAAACAGAAGUUAAAGUAUUAUGAAAUACCGAGUAAUAUUUAUCUUCAUCAUGAACCAUUCUCGCAAAAGAAUGGACUACUUACAAUAACAUUUAAAACUCGACGAAUCAAUGCUCGAAAACAAUUUCAAUCAAUUAUUAAAUCAUUAUAUGAAGAAAAUCCACCCAUGAAAAUCAAGAAUUAA